CUAGAUUCUAGAUCUAAAUCAUAGACUGUCAUAGACUAGUCUAGAUUAUCUAGAUCUUGAUUCUAGAUGAUGUAGACCUAGACCUAGAUCUAACUAAUAAACUUUAACUCAACUCACCAUUAGUAAUUAGUAGACUAGAGACGUAGAGUCACGAUCUAGAUUCUAGUAACUAGAGAAAGUCGCAGUUAUAAAAAAAAAGUGAAAAUUCAGCCAUCAGGAUUCAGAAUCAGGUAAUGAGAGAUGAAAUUACGUCAUAGGGCACUGCUGCUUUUUGCUAUCUUUGUUGUGUGUCGUGCCCAGUCAGAUUUUCAUGGGGAUCCCAAUGAUGAGCAUGGUGGGGUUCCCAUGGGGAUCCCAAAAACAAUAUGUGAUGAUGGAAAGGUGAAUAUUAACAUUGAUUGGGAUCCAAAUUCAUCCGAGGAGUAUACAUGCACUGAGCCCAGGAAAAAUCCACCUACACUGGGAUUACAUUUUUAUCAGGAUGAAGAAAAGGCUCAAAAACCCAUGCACAUUUGUUUACCUGAAAAAAUUAAUUAUCAAGAGGAUUUACCAACAAGUGGUGCACACCGUCCACUUUGGGCCCAGUUUGGGGAAUAUGUUUAUCUACCUCGACAACGUUGGCUGCACAACUUAGAGCAUGGUGCAGUGGUGUUUCUGUACCACCCUUGCGCUGACCCUGAUCAGAUCCUGAUUUUCAAGACCCUAGCCCGGAACUGCCUCUGGAAGCACAUCAUCACGCCUUCCAAGCUGCUGCCCCCCGAUAUGAACUUUGCCCUCCUCACCUGGACCCACAAGCUUUUACUGAGUGACCCUGACUACAGUCGAAUGAUUUCAUUUAUAAAGACAUAUGCUUUGAAAGCACCAGAGGGGAUGAUGUUUGAAGAUGGUCAGUAUAAAGUUGGUCUGUUGCACCCAGCAUCCAUUGUCUCUGAUGCCAAAGACUCUGUCAUCUGUCCUACAAACAUUCUCAUGGGGGAUACAGCUGAGGACAUCAAGAAACAAUCUGAGGAGCGUCUUCGUAAAAAUGAAAUAUCCAGGAACCAGCUGACCAGAAUAAUACAGUCCCUCAUGAACAGUCCCUAAAUCUUUGUUCAACACUGCCCUAUUUCUUGAACAGACAAUCCUGGUUAUUUAUGUACGGUUAAACUAAUGUACCGUUAAAUAAGAUACUCUCAUACUUGGUAGCAAAAGAUGCAGAUCAUUAUUGUGAAAAGAAUUUUUGAAUGAAUAUUGUUGUAGGAUAGUGAUACAUAAUGUUGUGAUUUUUUUAAACUUUGAUAUAAUAUGAAUGUUGGAAAAUACUGAUCAAUAUGAUCAGAGCAGAAAUAAACAAUCAUUUAAAUUCUAGAUUUAUCUGGAUAAAUUUUUGAUCUAUUUAAAGAUUGCACUUUUGCUAACUAUUUUAUCCAAUUGGAUUAUUGCAUUGUCAGCUUAAACGUGUUGGUGUUUAAAAAAAAAAUGUUUUUGUUUGUAUAACGGCUGCUGGUGAAACGGCCAUCUUUAUAUCUUGUUGUUGUUGCUAUCGCUAUUGUGUUGUUGUCUUUUCUAUGGAUAUUGUGUGUAAUCCCAGUUGAACCUUCUGUUUUACUUUGAUACGUCUUCUUCAGCUGUGCUGCUGGGAGAAAUUUAAAGAAAGUGAUUUAUUCAAGUUAACUUUAUUUCAACAUUUGCAUGGACUAGUCCAUAAAAUGUGCCAUCAUAAAUAUAUAUAUAGGUAUGUGGCAUUAGCACAGUAGAAUGAUAUCAAUAUUUAUUAUAUGACAAAUGUUUACACUGUUCCGAAAUGUUUACACUGUUCCGUAAAAGAAAAAAAACAUUCUAUUCUCUUAUCAACUGAUCUCUUCAAUCAGAUAUUUUGCCUGUGAUUUGUUUUCAUAAUAACUGUAUGUACCCUAUUGAAGUAAUUCCAAAUGAAAGAACCUUUACCUCUGCUCCAUGACAUCAGUGUGAACUUUCUUGUGAGACAUUGGACUUUUUUUUUUCAAUUGUCUCUAAUUGAAACAUAUAUAUUUUUAUUGUCCAUGUAUUGCUAAAUUUUUCUUGCAAAUUUACUAUCUCUUUACAAACCACUUUAUAUUUGGGACCAAUUUAUUUCACUUUGAAAAGUAUUAUUUUACAUUUUAUAUAUUUUUUCAUUGCCGAUUACUUGGAAACACAGGAGUAGAUGUUAUAAGAUUUUAAAAAAUCAUCUCUUUGCACUGUACAGGGUAGAAGGACAGUUUCUGUUGAUGUUUCUUUUUCGAUCCUAGUAAGUAUUUUGCUGGAGGCAGUAGAGUGUGAAACGGGAAAUAAUAAUUAAUUUGAAACUCUUUUUUUUAAAAUCAUAUCAAUGAAGUCAAAGAAUUUAAUUUGACUCUUUCUCGUGCUACAUUCUGCUGAACUUGAAGUUUUAGCUUAUAUUUUUUUACAAGCUAAAUACCAGAAUCUAUGAAACGUAAUUAUAAAAGAAAGUUGUUACCCAAGAUACACAUGUUGACACAACUCUAUCAUUGGUUAAUGCUGUCUUUCCUUGCAAGUUUCUUAAGUCUUGGACUAUCACUUUAUAAGCAGUGGCUCUACACAAACAGUAUUUAAUGAAUAAAAGUUUCAUUCUUAAAGCUCCUUUAUAUUCACGUCUAGUGAUAUUACUGAAAAGUACUUAAAGAAAUCUUGAAUAAGCUCAGUGCUGAUUUAGCUUUAAUCAAAAAGAUGUACUUAUUGGUUAAAAGGAUGUGUAUCUAUUGAUGUACUUAAAUGAAUUUCUUCCUUAUGAUUUAUUUCUGUGUAUUUCUUGUUCCCAGAAAAUAUCAAUGUAUGGAGUGAAAAUAAUAUAACAUUAAGAACUAGCAUGACAUGACCUCUUCAAAGUUGUGCGCAGAAAAGAAAAGGGGGUUUGAAAAAAAAAGAAAAGCUUUACUUUAUUAUAUAUGUUCUCAAUGUUUUGCUUUGAAAUUAUGCAACAGUUCUUUAACCUUUUCUAUAAUUUGUCAAUAAUAUAAUAUAAGAUUUUUGUUGUAAAAAGUCUUUUUAGUCUAAACUGUCUCUCUAAACAAAAACAACAAGAGGACUGUAUCAGACUUUGUUGUUAAAAUAAAACCACAUUUUGUUCAUUUAAUCAGCUCCUUGACCUCCUGAGUGUUCAGAACUUCACCCCAAGCUGACUUCAGCUCUACUAUCUCUUCACCUCAUGAAGAAAUAUAAGAUUGUAACUAAAUAUUUUUUGGUCAUGACUAUCUAAGCUGUGAAAAUGUUACUUUUCUCUUUCAAUAGUGGAAAUUACAGUCCUUGUUUAAUGAUAUCUUCAGUUUCUACAAUAUUGCUGGAUAGAACAUAGAGAAACCUUUUGUUUUGUUUGUUAGUACAAAUAAGAGAAAUUGUAAGGAGAUUCUAUUAUUCAGUGUGAUAUGUAUCCUUUAUUCUCAAAUAUUUAUUAAAACUGUUUCAUCUGUGAUGCUAAGUUUAAACAAGCUCUUUGGAUUUAUCAGUGUAAUUGUUUCUAGAUGCUUACAAAGUCGACAGAAUGUUUUCACUAUAAAAUAUUUACACAUUUUGUCUUUUUUGUUUUGUUGUACAUUUGACUUGAAUGUAUUCUGAUCUGUUUCAGUUGAUUUAUGUUCACAUGCUUAUAUUAAAUUAGUCAAGUUCAAAUUGUGUUUUUUAUUUCAGUGUUUGUUUAAUUUGCAAAAUAGCAUCUUUGGGUUUAAUGGGUUUUUAUUGAAUCUUGUUUUAAGCAGAGUUACUACUUGGGGUAUUGUGGCUGUGUAAGUGUUCAUAAUCACUCUUCAAUGUCUCCAUAUAUUUUAUAGAACUUUUUGUUUGUUUGUUAGGAUGUUGCCACUCCUUGUAUUCCACAGAUUAUAAACCUCUUUAGAUAUUAUACAACUAGCACACCUAUAGUCACAAUUUUUCUCUGAUUUCAGUUGUAGCACACAAUUUUUGUAUACAUCUGCAAGCACUUUUGCUUGUGUAAUAAAUACUGUUAUAACAAUUGAGAUCACUUUUGAUUUUGAAGGUCAAACCUUUUGGAAGAGACAUGACUUAAAUGUUUUUUGGAACAUUGUUCAACCUUCUAUAAAUAUUUUUAGUUUUUCUCUAAAAGGUUCAAAUUUAUUUUUGAUCUUCUAAAUAUUUUCAGCCAAUGCUGGUUUUGAAUUAGUUUAUAUAUGUAUAUUUAUUUAAAUCAAAUAAUGUAUCCAGAGGAAUAGUUCAGUGGCCAGUAUAUGAUAAGUCUGUUCAGUGCUUAUACACUGAAAGACUUUAAUUCUAUAGUUCCAUCUUUCAUAUGCCAUUAUUUCAGACCCUGACUUAAAAAGAAUAAAAAAUAAAUAUUUUGAUUUCAUCUGAGGAUGUGUAACUGGAUUCAAAUCCUGAUUAAGAGUUUCACUUUUACAUUUGGUAAAAAAUGUCAGAGUGACAUGGGCUGUUCAAAAAUUUUUGGAGUAUGAUUUCUGACAUUUAAGCCCAUUAAAACUGUUUAACAAGUGUAAUGUCUUAUAAAGCCCUUAGACUGAACAUUUUCUUUGUUCUUAUGUAUACCUCUAACCUUUUUUUUAAAGCUUUAGUCCAAAGUUUUCUGAAGUAUACUGACUUGAAAUCCUUCUGAAGACAUUGCUCAUCACCCAACACAUUUUUUUUUUUUUGCUCGCAGCAUUGACUUCAUGAAGCGUUUAACUUUUAUGGUUUUCAUUUUUAUUACCAAAGUUUUGGAACUUCCAACAUGCUUCCUUUGUUUGCAGGGAAACUCUUAUACAAAUAAUUUGUCCCAGCCCGCAUUUAACUAUGAAGUCAAAGUUCAUGUCUGGCAUUUGAAUAUUCAGAGUGAUGGUGAUGGUUAGUUUGAAAAUGCUUCCCAAUUAUUUUUUUUUAUGGUGUUGGUUAAAAAUCUGAUUUAAAAAAAAUGCACAAAUGAAUUUUAUUGUAAUCACCAACAAUGUAAUAGAUUAAAUUAAUGGCUUUCUGUUAUGGUUGAUAAAUAAAAACAUUUUUUUUUUAAAUUUUGAAAUUACAGUUUAAUGUUUGAAUAAAAUUAUGUUAUGAAUUCUAAUGUUUUAAGAUCUAUGAUUGUCAAGUAAUAAAAGAUGUCAGCAAUUUUUGAAA
Messenger RNA from Biomphalaria glabrata, 5076 nucleotides. RefSeq lists its product as uncharacterized. NCBI's taxonomy places the organism in Eukaryota, Metazoa, Mollusca, Gastropoda, Planorbidae. Gene Ontology annotation, cellular component: cytoplasm. The coding region runs from base 241 to 1083 and encodes 280 amino acids. The record is from RefSeq and is a predicted model, not a curated record. The transcript has 9 exons.